GCACAUUCCAUUAUAUGUGGUUUGCGCUUAACAGCCCAUUCCGUGUGUUUUCUCAUUUUCAUUUUCUCAAAACAAAACAAUUCACAUUAAUCAUUAAUAUUUUCAAUUUAGACAAUGGAGGAAAUAUGCAGAGUUUGCAUGGGAACGACUGGAGCAUCAUUAAACAUUUUUGAUGAAGCACAGAAAUGGGACCCUUGCAUUGCUGACAUGAUAUCCCAGUGUACCGGGUACGUGGUUUGGCGAGGGGAUUCACUGCCAGAAAAAAUAUGCCCGCCUUGCCUUGAGGAUGCAGUGAGUGCAUUCAAUCUUAAGAAAUCCUGCGAGCAGAGCCAUCGACUAUAUUUUCCAGUGAUGGAGCCAGUUGUAGGAGAAGAUCGCUGUGAUAAUCUGGAAGACGAUGUGGAUUGGGAACCGUCAGAUGGGGAAACUGAGAAAUUGAACCAAUUUGAAACCGAUUCAAAGGUUCAAGAUGAUCAGAAUGCCGAUCAUCAGUUCAAAUGUAGUCUUUGCCCAAAGAGCUAUACGCACAAAUCGAAUCUAAAUAGACACAAAAAAUUACACACUGAAGAACGACCCUACAAAUGCUCAGACUGUUCAAAGUCAUUCAAACUAAAGUCCCAUCUUCAAGCACACACCCAUACGCACACAGGUUAUCAAUGUUCCUACUGCUCGAAAUCAUUUAAGCAAAAAGAUAAACUCAAAGUACACCUCCGUUAUCACACUGGGGAGCGACCGUACAAGUGUACUCACUGUUCAAAGGCAUUUAAACAUAAGAUAUCACUUAAAAAUCACACACAAAGUCACAAAGGUGAUCGACCAUAUAAAUGUUCUCACUGCUCGAAGUCAUUUCGAGAGCAAGCGUCUCUGGAGAUUCACAUCCCCACUCACACGAGAGUGCGACCAUAUCAGUGUACUCACUGCUCGAAGUCCUUUUUGUACCCUAAACUACUACAAAUUCAUAUCCGUACGCACACAGGGGAACGACCCUUCAAAUGCUCCCUCUGUUCAAAAUCCUUUCAACAAAAAGCCCAGCUCAUUGAUCACAGCCGUACUCACACUGGGGAGCGACCGUAUAAGUGUAUGCACUGCUCGAAAUCUUUCUCUCACUCCGGAACUCUCCACAAUCACAUCCGUAUGCAUACCGGUGAGCGACCCUUUCAAUGUUCUCACUGUUCGAGAUCAUUUAAGCUAAAAUCCGAUCUAAACAUACACACUCGUACGCACACAGUUGAUCGUCCCUACCAAUGUUCCCUCUGCUCGAAGUCAUUUAAAUAUAAAUGGUAUAUUAGCAGACACCUCCGUACUCACACGGGGGAGCGACCAUAUUUGUGUACUGACUGCUCGAAGGCAUUCAAACAUAAAACAUCUCUUAAAAAUCACGCCUGCAGUCACUCGUAAAAUUAUCGCUAGCUUUCCAAAUAUAAAAGUAUAUAUAUGUAUAUGGAAUAUCUACCUAUUCCAGAACUACUAGAGAAUCUCAGAUCUUCUUCGAAAAAGGGUUUUAGAGAGUAUUAACUUAAUACUUUUUUUUGUCUGUAAAAUAAAGAUAAUAAAGCAAAACUAUGAAAUAGAA
This is a messenger RNA of Drosophila miranda, 1573 nucleotides long. Its product is annotated as gastrula zinc finger protein XlCGF52.1-like. NCBI's taxonomy places the organism in Eukaryota, Metazoa, Arthropoda, Insecta, Diptera, Drosophilidae. The record is from RefSeq and is a predicted model, not a curated record. Gene Ontology annotation, molecular function: zinc ion binding; RNA polymerase II cis-regulatory region sequence-specific DNA binding; DNA-binding transcription factor activity, RNA polymerase II-specific. The transcript is spliced from 2 exons. Gene Ontology annotation, cellular component: nucleus. The coding region runs from base 115 to 1398 and encodes 427 amino acids. Gene Ontology annotation, biological process: regulation of transcription by RNA polymerase II.